Rhododendron vialii is the source of this 1503-nucleotide messenger RNA. Its product is annotated as transcription factor MYB30-like. NCBI's taxonomy places the organism in Eukaryota, Viridiplantae, Streptophyta, Magnoliopsida, Ericales, Ericaceae. The transcript is spliced from 3 exons. Bases 457 to 1368 code for a protein of 303 amino acids. The record is from RefSeq and is a predicted model, not a curated record.
GAGGCCUGCCCAAAAUGGGAGCCUAAAGCUCAUGCUUUACCUGCCUAAAGGCAAAGCCGGCCUUGGCUUCAAUACCUAAACGUAACUACUCUAGCAUUGCACUGUAUCCUAAUUAACCAUGCAUCGUGUUUGUCGCCUGUUAUAGUAUAUGGAGAGAGAAACCUUGACGUCAUUUUGCAUUCAACUUCUGUCAUUGCUCUUGUAAUCAAGAGUUGUUUAGACCUACCAAAUUUCAAUUAUUUCAACAUAUACAUUGACUUUUUUAUUUAUUUAUUGCCAACCUUGACGGAGUGUGUCACAAAUAUAUAACUGGACAGGUAGAGAAUCUUAGAACUUGCAUGCACACUUAACCUUGUGCAUGCUAGCUACCGUAAUUGUCUAAAUAUUGAUCGACAAGACACUAUUUAUUACGUAUCUCGAAAUUGGUGAUCAAUAGUUGUCUCCGAAAAGAAAAGGAUGGGAAAAGGGCGUGCCCCGUGUUGCGACAAGGCCGUGGUGAAGAGCGGUCCGUGGACUGCAGUUGAGGAUAUGAAGCUUGUUUCAUAUGUUCGGAGGCAUGGACAUGGGAAUUGGCGCGCUCUUCCAAAACAAGCAGGUUUGUUGAGAUGUGGGAAGAGCUGUCGUUUAAGAUGGAUAAACUACCUAAGCCCAGAUGUUAAGAGAGGAAACUUCACCCCCGAGGAAGAAGAAGCCAUCAUCAAGCUGCAUGAUUUGCUUGGCAACAACAGAUGGUCCAAAAUAGCCUCUCAUUUGCCGGGGAGAACUGACAACGAGAUAAAGAACGUCUGGCACACACAUUUGAAGAAACGCUCGAGAGUGAAAGAACCUAACGAUUGCAACAGCUACAGUGAACCCUCCAACAAUUCUCCUCAAUUCACUCCAUCAGUGGCAAACAGAAAUCAAGUUACUGGACAUGUUUCCCUCCCUAAUAGCCUCUCUGGUUCAUUUCCAUCUUCUGAAAAUGAGCAAGGAGCUAGUUCCAUAGAUCACGAAACGGCCAUUACUCCAUAUGGUUCACCUUUUACCGAUUCUAAAAGCACGAAGUGGUCUGAACCAGAAAAACAAUCAGCUUCAUUGUCGGGCUCAGAGGGAGAACGCAUCGAUGCCAAUUCGAGCACUCAAACUUUGUCUCGUGAAGUGGUUGAAAUCCCAUUUGAGCCUAACUUGGACUUUUGGGACAUGUUAGAUGAUGACUCCAUUACUAGUAGUGAUGUUCCAGUUAGUCACGUGGUUGAAAGUCUAGAUCAGCAAGUCACAUUCUCUCAAGAAGACAACAAAAGGGAGGUUGGAAGUUGGUGGUGGUUGGCAUACUUAGAAAGUGAGCUUGGACUUGAGGCCACAAUAUUGGAUGGAAACCAAGAUGAAUGAACCCAUUCUGGAUACAACCUAUACUCCACUAGGCUGAAUAUAGUGCAAUCACACACAUUUCACUCCUGAAUCGAUUUUUCAAAUCUGCAAUAUUCAAAGAAACAGUUCACAGUCAACAUUUUGGAAUAUAUCAAA